Molecule: messenger RNA, 2271 nt
Organism: Drosophila kikkawai
Lineage: Eukaryota; Metazoa; Arthropoda; Insecta; Diptera; Drosophilidae
Gene: Abd-B
Product: Abdominal B
Biological process (GO): regulation of transcription by RNA polymerase II
Cellular component (GO): nucleus
Molecular function (GO): RNA polymerase II cis-regulatory region sequence-specific DNA binding; DNA-binding transcription factor activity, RNA polymerase II-specific
Source: RefSeq, a predicted model, not a curated record
ACGCCGCUGCCGGGGCGUGGUGGGGGCAUCAUACACACACCCACGCCCACACCGCCCACCCGCACCUGCAGCCGCAUCCGCAUCCCGCCAUGCAGCAGCAUCACCUCCAACAGCAGCAGCAGGAGCAGCAGCAGCAGCAACAGCAACAGCAGCAGCAGCAGCAGCAUCUUCAGCAGGAGCAGCAACAACAUCUGCAGCAGCUGCAUCACCACGCGCACCACCACCUGCCUCAGCCAUUGCAUACCACCAGCCAUCACCACAGCGCGCAUCCCCACCUACAGCAGCAGCAGCAGCAGCAGCAACAGCAGCAACAGCAGCAACUUGCAACAUCGCCCUCAGCGGUGCUGCAACAACAGCAACAGCAGCAGCAACAACAGCAGACAACGCCCACCACACAUUCCACGCCCACCCAUGCGGUCAUGUACGAGGAUCCACAUCCACCUGUGCCCGUGCCCAUUGUCGCCGUGCAGCAGCAACACCUCCCCGCUCCCCAGCAACAGCAGCAGCAACACCAACAGCAGCAGCAGCAGCAACAGCUGGCAACAACACCAACGGUGGCCGGCGCCCUCAGUCCCGCCCAAACACCCACUGGUCCCUCCGCCCAACAACAACAACAGCAGCAGCAGCAGACGCAGCAGCAACAUCUCACAUCACCGCACCACCAGCAACUGCCACAGCAGCAACAAACUCCGAACAGUGUCGCUAGUGGCGCCUCCUCGAAUCUCCAGCAGCAGCAGCAGCAGAACUCAGCGGUCGCUUCUGGCCAGGCGCAGAUCGUGGCGCCGACCACGGCCAGUGUUUCUCCCUCCAGUGUUAGUUCCCAGAAGGAAGACAUCAAUAUGUCCAUCCAAUUAGCACCACUGCACAUACCCGCCAUCCGGCCCGGUCCGGGCUUCGAGACGGACGCCUCGGCGGCGGUCAAACGGCACACGGCCCCCUGGCCUUACAAUGACGAUGGCUUCAACCAGUACCACGCCUCCGCAUCGCAGUACUACAUGGAGCAGCGGGACCGCAAGUACAUGUUCCCCCACUACCCAGAAACCCAGUUUCAGCAGUACUGGCCCAACUACCGCCCCGACCAGCCGGCAACCGCGGCGGCGGCGGCCUACAUGAGCGCCACCGAGGACCGCCACGUGAGCGCGGCAGCGGCCGCCCGACAGUCCGUCGAGGGCACCUCGCAGUCCAGUUAUGAGCCGCCCACUUACUCCUCGCCCGGCGGGCUGCGCGGCUAUCCCAGCGAGGCCUACUCCAGCUCAGGAGCCUCUGGUGGAUUGUCCGUGGGCGCCGUGGGUCCUUGCACGCCCAACACGGCCCUGCACGAGUGGACCGGCCAGGUGUCCGUCCGGAAAAAGCGGAAGCCCUACUCCAAGUUCCAGACCCUGGAGCUGGAGAAGGAGUUCCUUUUCAAUGCCUAUGUGUCCAAGCAGAAGCGCUGGGAGCUGGCCAGGAAUCUGCAGCUGACCGAGCGGCAGGUUAAGAUAUGGUUCCAGAACCGGCGCAUGAAGAACAAGAAGAACUCACAGCGCCAGGCCAAUCAGCAGAAUAAUAACAACAACUCGAGCAGCAACCACAACCACGCGCAGCCGACCCAGCAGCAUCAUAGCAACCAUCACCUGAACCUCGGCUUGAGCAUGGGUCACCACUCCACGAAGAUGCACCAGUGACCCUUGGACAACGGCAGCGCGGGCGCAAUGGGCUUUGCCACCUACUAGCAGUUAGCCAAUCCGAGUUCGGUGAAUCCCCAGCCGCAGCCGAACUCGCAGGGGGAUCCGCAUUCGCAUGCGCAUCCGAAUCCGAACCCCCACUCCCUGACCGAUCCGAACCACCAUAUGAUCAAGAACGAGCUGGCACUGGACUUCCCCUGUUAGCCAGUGGAUGCAAAUAUUUGUAGAGAAAGAGAGGAAGAGUAAAAUGUACAAAACACAGAGAGAUCUCUAGGAUGGAGUGUGGAGGAUCACGAUCUGUGGCAGCCCAGGAGAGCAGAGCGCAGGCGUCGCGCUGACGAAUGAUUGGAAUGCAGUUAAUUAUUAAGUCAGUUCUAGAGAUCCCCGAGAUCCCAAAACCCAGCAGCAUAGUUCGGUAGUUGAAUAUAGAUACGAGUAAGAUGGCAGCAGAAGCAGCAAAUAUGGAAUAUGAAAAUAUAUAUAUGUACUAUAUGUACUUCUCUUGACGCUCUCAUUAAACUUAGCGAGCACCAUGAAUUUUCUGAAUUAUAAAUUAUGAAUAUGAAUAUACUUAAACGUCAACGUGAAUAUAACCCCGCAUAAAUUA